Puccinia triticina is the source of this 228-nucleotide messenger RNA. RefSeq lists its product as uncharacterized. The record is from RefSeq and is a predicted model, not a curated record. Bases 1 to 228 code for a protein of 75 amino acids. NCBI's taxonomy places the organism in Eukaryota, Fungi, Basidiomycota, Pucciniomycetes, Pucciniales, Pucciniaceae. The transcript has a single exon.
AUGGGGGACGUGGUCGUCGUCGUCGAGAUGAUCAUGAUGGUGGUGGUGGGAGGGCUCGUCGUCGAAGGGGUCGUCGUCCAUCAGGUUCAGGCUGUGGAGCCCCCGCACCGGACUCGUCCCGAGCGUCGGGAUCCCGACCCCGCUCGUCGACGUCGGCGUCUCGUUGAAGAAGUCGAGCUCGGAGGCGAGCGCUCGAAGGAACUUCGUCCGCGGAUGCACCCGGGCUAG